Messenger RNA from Oikopleura dioica, 765 nucleotides. The record is from the annotation of a GenBank genome assembly. NCBI's taxonomy places the organism in Eukaryota, Metazoa, Chordata, Appendicularia, Copelata, Oikopleuridae.
AUGUUCCGACUUCUAGCGUCAAUCCAACUUUUGCUCCUUCCUUCUGACACGACAGAUUUAACGCGUUGCCCGCCGCGAGUCGUUGCCAUCACUGAUAUAAUCAUGAAGGUCUUGAAUUCUGUUGAAAGAAGCCCACGAUCAACAAUCGGAAUAAAAUGCUUCCUGCGCGACUACAUCGGUUCCACUGGCAAUUCCUUCCUUUCAUCACAAGUUGCACUUGCGAUCAAGGAAGACUCACGUGUCAGCGAAUUCAUUUUAAAUGCGAUUGACAGUUUUGUCACUGAACAGACAAUCAUCGUUUCUUUUUCACAAGAAACAAACUCUUUUGGCGAUUUUUCAAGAAGGAAACUCCCCCAUUUCAAUGAUGCUCGUUAUGUUCCAGUUUUUCCCGAUUCCGAACUUCUUCAUUUUCUGUUAAUAAUCGCCUCCAAUGCAGCGCAAUCUUCACAAUCAAAUACAGUUCUCAAGUCGAUCUGUUGGUGCUCAAAGAGCGCUAUUCAGCAGCCGGUCUCUACCGAUGCCUUUGAAAUGGAAGACGACGAUGAUUGGCUCGACGAGGACGAAGACGAGUUUGAUGAUGAAAACUCUUUCGUUUCGACGCUCAAUCUUCGUGAACAGGAGCUUCGAAACAACCUGGCUUUGUAUUUUGCCACGCUGGACUUUGACGCAAUCGAUUCGGAGCUCAUCGUUGAAGUCGUCAAGUUGAUAACUGCAUUACUUUUGCAGCACAAUCAGGCUUCAGUUAAUCGCGCUAUCCGACGAUGA